Molecule: messenger RNA, 2034 nt
Organism: Lucilia sericata (common green bottle fly)
Lineage: Eukaryota; Metazoa; Arthropoda; Insecta; Diptera; Calliphoridae
Product: phenoloxidase-activating factor 1-like
Exons: 4
Coding region: 248-1567 (439 amino acids)
Biological process (GO): proteolysis
Molecular function (GO): serine-type endopeptidase activity
Source: RefSeq, a predicted model, not a curated record
AGCGGCAUGUUGUUUCGACGGUAAAUUGUGUCUCUGAGCCGAUUUUUAAUUCAAUUGUUUUGAUUUGCCGCGGAAUUAAAUAAUAAAACAAAAAAAUAAAAAGAACAGACAAAUAAAUUUAAAAAUAAAUACAAGUGUUUUCUGUUGUGAGUUCAAUUCAAUGAAUAUUAUUAAAAAGCGUUGCUAAAAGAAAAGAAAAAAAUAUAAAAUAAUAAAUAAAAAAAACGUUUAUUUAUUAACUCGAGUCAUGUUACCUCGCAGCUAUUUAGCCAUAACGCUUAUCAUAAUUAAUUUAGUUAACAAAUGUCAUUGUCUGAAUAAAGUUGCCUAUAAUCAUCUAGCCGAUUACGAUGAAGAAGAAGAUGUUUCGGUCGCGUUACAAAGUGAACGAGUGCGCAUACCUUGCGAAAUACCAAAUGAAGAUAAACUGGGCGUUUGCCUGGAAGUAAGUCAAUGUUCGGCUUAUUUACAAGUUCGUAAUUCGACAAAUUUACCCGCGGAAAAAGUGAACUUUUUGAAAAAAGUUCAAUGUGUUUCGAAUGUUUCGUAUGACGAGCGCGCCCGCAGUUUGGAACCAUUAGUUUGUUGUACGGCUAAUGGUCAAGAUUAUCGUUUUCCCAGUAUCGAAUUUACUAAAUUCGAAUAUAGACGUUUUCAAGACGCCACAGCACGUUUUAAAAAGAAAAAAUUAAAGCGUCGCAUACAAACGGUCGAACCUAUUGAGGGUUUCAAUUUGUUGAACGAGUGUGGCAAGCAGGUGACUCAUCGUAUUUAUGGUGGUGAAAUAGCAGAACUCGAUGAAUUUCCCUGGUUGGCGUUGUUGGUGUAUAAUACUAAUGAUUACGGUUGCAGUGGCGCCUUAAUCGAUGACCGACACAUAUUGACCGCAGCCCAUUGUGUACAAGGCGAAGGUUAUCGUGAGAAAAAGGGAUUAAAACAUGUGCGCUUGGGAGAAUUUAAUGUAAAAACUGAACCGGAUUGCAUUGAAGAACCCAACUAUUUGAGUUGUGCUGAUGCGGCUUUGGAUAUAGGCGUGGAAAAGAUCUAUGUACAUCCCGACUAUAAAGAGUAUUCUUUUAAUAAAUUCAAUGAUAUAGCGGUGAUACGUCUAAAACAUCCCGUCUCUUUUACACAUUUUGUUAUGCCCAUAUGUUUGCCAAAUAAAACCGAAGAUAUAACAUUUGAGGAGGGACAAAUGUUUUCGGUAUCUGGUUGGGGUAGAACCGAUUUGUUUAAUAAAUAUUUCAUUAAUAUACACAGUCCCAUAAAACUUAAGCUUCGCAUACCUUUGGUGGCGAAAGAAAAUUGCACCAAGGUAUUGGAAUUGUUUGGUGUACAAUUGGGUCCGAAGCAAUUGUGUGCUGGUGGUGAAUAUGCUAAAGACACUUGUGCUGGUGACAGUGGUGGUCCCCUAAUGUUUUUCGAUCGUAAACAUUCUAGAUGGGUUACCUACGGCAUUGUAAGUUAUGGUUUCACUCAGUGUGGCAUGGCCGGACAUCCGGCUGUCUAUACAAAUGUGGCCGAAUACUUAGAUUGGAUUCACUCUGUGAUCGAUAAAGUAACGUAAAGAGAGAGAGAGAGGGAGAGAGUUAUACAAUAAUACUUUCUAAUUGACGUUAGAAUUAUCUAAAACAAAUUGUGUUUAUUUCGAGAAAUGAAAUACAACUUGUUUAAAUAUGUACAAUUUGCAUUAAUUUAAUUAGAUUAAUUAUUAGCACUAACUUAGUUAAAUUAUUGUUAUUAUUAUUAUUAUUUUUUUUAAUAUAUGUUUAGCUGUUUUUGUAUUUGUUUAAAAUUGCAAUUAUGUUUUUUUGUGAAACGUGUGUUUGUUUUCUUAAUAAUUGUUAAUUAAUUGGUUUCUGUUUAAAUAAUUUUGUUCAUAAACGUAAAACUCUUAUUCAGGAUUAAUUUAAGACCCACCCACCUUUGUAUUUGUAAAUAUAAGAGAUUAAAAAUAAAUAUUUAUAUUAAUGUAGAUAAUGAAAUAUUAGCAUUAAUUUGAAGUUUAAUCAUUUAAGGAAUGUUAAGUGUAAA